This is a messenger RNA of Coregonus sp. 'balchen', 24337 nucleotides long. Lineage: Eukaryota; Metazoa; Chordata; Actinopteri; Salmoniformes; Salmonidae. The record is from the annotation of a GenBank genome assembly.
AUGGAUGAGGUGAGAGGGAACUCAAAAUAUGAGUGUAAAGAUUUCAUGUAGCUAGCUAGUUAGCUUGCUGGCUUGUCGCCUAUGCUGUCAGUUGAAUUCUUGGUGUAAUAACAUUGUCGUUUUUUAGUUAAUCAUAUAGUCACCCUUUCAUGUGUCUAGCUUUAACAGUGUUGUUUCGCAACGUGAAAGAAAGCAGAAACAACUUCUUGAUUUGAGGAAUCUUUACUUUAGUAUCCGGCAGGAGACAAUACAGCAGCAAUGAAGCAGUGUAGCGAUGUUCCUAACUCUGGGUCCAGCGGAAUAGACUGAACCAAGUGCUGAGUUUGUAUCAAUUGUUUACCAGUAACAAUGUAGCCUAGCCUGUGCUGUUCUCUACUACAGGAGUCUGUAGACCAAGCGACCAGUCUGUCUCCUCCUCGCUACAACGCUGGAGCUGACUGUAACCAUGGUGACCAGAGCUCACUGUUGAGCCAGCAGAAGAUGGUGUCGGAAAACCACGAUUAUCUCCAGCACCAUCAAACACUGGCCUCAAAAGUUUCAGCGGAAGAGGAAGAGGAGGAGAGAGGAGUGUGGUGUGAGUCUGAUGUCAAUGUAGUACAACACAACAACCUCAAAAACACAACAUCAUCCACUAAGAAGUCUUUCCCCUGCUCUGUGUGUGGACGACUCUUCACUACAAAACAGUCCCGGGACCGACACAUGAAGACCCACACGGGAGAGAAGCCGUUCCACUGCACUGUGUGUGGGAAGAGCUUCUCUCAGCAGUCCUCCUUUAGGAUACACCAGAGGAGCCACACGGGGGAGAAGCCCUACUGCUGCCCUGAACCUGACUGUGGGAAGAGCUUCUACCAAUCAGGAGCCUUGUUGAGACACGGAAGGAGUCACGCUGAGGGGUCUACUAGACUAAGAACUGCUGCAGAUGUGCUGCCACACCGACAGGAGCUGCUCGUCCGACGGGACGAUACCAGUAGCAAGGUGGGGAAGAACUAGGGUUGCGUCCUCAAUUGGCACCCUAUUCCCUAUAUAGUGCACUACUUUUUGACCAGGCACCAGGGCCCAUCCCUAUGAUAGGGUGCCAUUUGAGACGCAGCCCUAGACAACUAGCUGUACAAUAACUUUUCAUUGUUGCUUCGUUUUAGAAUUCUAGACUUCAGGCUGCUGUGGAUGUGCUGCCAGAGCAAGAGGAUGUCCGUCUGGCCCAAGGUACUGAUGGGGUGGUUUAUGAAGACAUGUUGCUAGCCCAAGGUACUGAUGGGGUGGUUUAUGAAGACAUGUUGCUAGCCCAAGGUACUGAUGGGGUGGUUUAUGAAGACAUGUUGACUAGCCCAAGGUACUGAUGGGGUGGUUUAUGAAGACAUGUUGCUAGCCCAAGGUACUGAUGGGGUGGUUUAUGAAGACAUGUUGCUAGCCCAAGGUACUGAUGGGGUGGUUUAUGAAGACAUGUUGCUAGCCCAAGGUACUGAUGGGGUGGUUUAUGAAGACAUGUUGCUAGCCCAAGGUACUGAUGGGGUGGUUUAUGAAGACAUGUUGCUAGCCCAAGGUACUGAUGGGGUGGUUUAUGAAGACAUGUUGCUAGCCCAAGGUACUGAUGGGGUGGUUUAUGAAGACAUGUUGCUAGCCCAAGGUACCGAUGGGGUGGUUUAUGAAGACAUGUUGCUAGCCCAAGGUACCGAUGGGGGUUAUGAAGAAAUGUUGCUAGCCCAAGGUACCGAUGGGGUGGUUUAUGAAGACAUGUUGCUAGCCCAAGGUACUGAUGGGGUGGUUUAUGAAGACAUGUUGCUAGCCCAAGGUACUGAUGGGGUGGUUUAUGAAGACAUGUUGCUAGCCCAAGGUACUGAUGGGGUGGUUUAUGAAGACAUGUUGCUACUGUGCAAAUAAACAAACAAACAAACACACAUCUUCAUUUGCAAAUCAUAUUCAGUUGAGUUGCUGGCCCUUUUUGAGGACCACAAUAUACACUGAGUGUACAAAACAUUAAGAACACAGACCGACCAGGUGAACCCGAGUGGCGCAGUGGUCUAAGGCACUGCAUCGCAGUGCUAGCUGUGCCACUAGAGAUCCUGGUUAGAAUCCAGGCUCUGUCGUAGCCGGCCGCGACCGGGAGACCCAUGGGGCGGCGCACAAUUGGCCCAGCGUCGUCCAGGUUAGGGGAGGGAAUGGCCGGCAGGGAUGUAGCUCAGUUGGUAGAGCAUGGCGUUUGCAACGCCAGGGUUGUGGGUUCGAUUCCCACGGGGGGCCAGUAUGAAACAUUUAAAAAUAAUGUAUGCACUCACUAACUGUAAGUCGCUCUGGAUAAGAGCGUCUGCUAAAUGACUAAAAUGUAAAUGUAAAGCUAUGAUCCCUUAUUGAUGUCACCUGUUAAAUCCACUUCAGUCAGUGUAGAUGAAGGGGAGGAGUCAGGUUAAAGAAGGAUUUUUAAGCCUUGAUGCAAUUGAGACAUGGAUUGUGUAUGUGUGCCAUUCAGAGGGUGAAUGGGCAAGACAAAAGAUUUGUGUCUUUGAACGGGGUAUGGUAGUAGGUGCCAGGCGCACCGGUUUGUGUCAAGAACUGUCACGCUGCUGGGUUUUUCACGCUCCAACAGUUUCCUGUGUAUAUCAAGAAUGGUCCACCACCCAAAGGACAUCCAGCCAACUUGACACAACUGUGGGAAGCAUUGGAGUCAACAUGGGCCCAGCAUCCCCGUGGAACGCUUUCGACACCUUGUGGAGUCCAUGCCCCGACAAAUUGAGGCUGUUCUGAGGACAAAAGGGGGUGCAACUCAAUAUUAGGAAGGUUUUUCUAAUGUUUGGUAUACUCAGUGUAAAUAUGCCUCCAAGUUUUAUUAUGUUUUUAAUGUGUGUGAUGUUGUCUCUGGCUGGAGCAGACUGCUACUGUUAAUGAUCUAAUAAAGUACAUCAAUACAUUUCCCCCCCAAAUGUUUCUAGGUACUGGUAACCAUAGCGACCAGGGCACGCAGACUCAGAGGGGGGGGUCAGUGAAGCAGCAGGACAGCGGUCAGACAGACGGACAGAUCAGGAGAGGUGAAGAAGAGGAAGCCGGUGGUUUAAUCAACUCCGAGGAAGUUGGCUGGGAUCCUCCUCAUCUUGGUAAGAAGUGGUGGAACCCUGAGAAGAGUUUGAUUCAUACAUCACUAUAUAAUCACUAUGGCUGCGUCCCACGUAGCACUCUAUUCUUUAUAAAGGGCACUACUUUUGACCAAGGAAACAAGUGCACUAAAUAGGGAAUAGGAUGCCAUUUUGUCCGAAGCCUAUAAGACCUAUGUGUCAUUACUGCUCUUUAAUGUGGGUCCUGGAGACCCACAGGGUGUUGUUGAUGUGUCAAGGGCAUGACGAUCAGUUGAAUUAGGUGUGUUACUGCUGGGACGGAACAAAAGUCUGCACGCCCAGCGGGCUUCCAGAACCGAGGUUUGUUGUGCUUCCAGAACCGAGGUUGGUUGGGCUUCCAGAACCGAGGUUGGUGGACUUCCAGAACCGAGGUUGGUGGGCUUCCAGAACCGAGGUUUGUUGGGCUUCCAGAACCGAGGUUGGUGGGCUUCCAGAACCGAGGUUGGUGGGCUUCCAGAACCGAGGUUUGUUGGGAUUCCAGAACCGAGGUUGGUGGGCUUCCAGAACCGUGGUUUGUUGGGCUUCCAGAACCGAGGUUGGUGGGCUUCCAGAACCGAGGUUGGUGGCCAGCAGACCUGGGUUCCAAUACUACACCGAACAAAAAUAUAAAUGCAACAUGAAACAAUUUCAAAGAUUUUACUGAGUUACAGUUCAUAUUAGGAAAUCAGUCAAUUGAAAUAAAUUCAUUAGGCCCUAAUCUAUGGAUUUGACAUGACUGGAAAUACAGAUAUGCAUCUAUUGGUCACAGAUAAAAAAAUAUAUAUGUAAGUAGGGGCGUGGAUCAGAAAACCAGUCAGUAUCUGGUGUGACCACCAAUUGCCUCAUGCAGCGUGACACAUCUCCUACCCAUAGAGUUGAUCAGGCUGUUGAUUGUGGCCUGUGGAACGUUGUCCCACUCCUCUUCAAUGGCUGUGCGAAGUUGCUGGAUAUUGGCGGGAACUGGAACACGCCGUCGUACACGUCGAUCCAGAUCAUCCCAAACAUGCUCAAUGGGUGACAUGUCAGGUAAGUAUGCAGGCCAUGGAAGAACUGGGACAUUUUCUUGCGACAUGAGGCCGUGCAUUAUCAUGCUGAAACAUGAGCUGAUGGCGGCGGAUGAAUGGCAGGACAAUGGGCCUCAGAAUCUCAUCACGGUAUCUCUGUGCAUUCAAAUUGCCCUUGAUGAAAUGCAAUUGUGUUCGUUGUCUGUAGCUUAUGCCUGCCCAUACCAUAACCCCACCAUGGGGCACUCUGUUCACAACGUUGACAUCAGCGAACCACUUGCACACGCGACGCCAUACACGCUGUCUGCCAUUUGCCCGGUACAGUUGAAACCGGGAUUCAUCCAUUAAGAGCACACUUCUCUAGCGUACCAGUGGCCAUCAAAGCAUUUGCCAACUGAAGUCGGUCACGACGCCGAACUGCAGUCAGGUCAAGACCCUGGUGAGGACGACGAGCACGCAGAUAGAUGAGCUUCCCUGAGACGGUUUCUGGCAGUUCUUCGGUUGUGCAAACCCACAGUUUCAUCAGCUGUCCGGGUGGCUGGUGAAGAAGCCGGAUGUGGAGGUCCUGGGCUGGCGUGGUUACAUGUGUUCUGCGGUUGUGAGGCCGGUUGGAAGUACUGCCAAAUUCUCUAAAACUACGUUGGAGGCGGCUUAUGGUAGAGAAAUGAACAUUCAAUUCUCUGGCAACAGCUCUGGUGGACAUUCUUGCAGUCAGCAGCUUUUUGUGCGUAUGGGCAAUUUCUGGGAUCUUUUAUUUCAGCUCAUGAAACAUGGGACCAACACUUUACAUAUUGCGUUUUAUAUUUUUGUUCAGUGUAUUUGAAGUCAUUCCAAAUACUUUAUCUUGGAUUGAUUGGGCUUGUCUGGCGCAAUGGCACCAAUAGAGUAGCUGGAAAACUGGAAAACCGCAAACCCGCCCAUCUGGUACUCCAGGCAGGCUAGAGCAAACGCUAACAGAAUCUGAAAGAUUUCAGAUAGUAUUUGAACCCAGGUCUGGAGUCAACUGGUCUAACCCAGAGCCAUAUAUUUAGAGCGUUGGACCAACUUUGAAAUUGUAAUAUUGUUCUAAUUCUAGACAUUCAGUGACACAGCAUUAUUUAAAUGUUCCCCAUGUAAUGUGAACGGGGUGCUAACAUGGCUCCAUGCAAUGUUGAAGUGUCAUGUAAAUGCGUUACUAUGGAGAAACCUUUAUGGUCCAACUCUCUAAACACGUGGUUCUGGUCUAACCUAUCCUAUCUCAUUCCCACAGGAGGCAGUCCUCCUCCUCCUCCUCCCAGCUCUGGCCCUUCUACACCGGGAGGCCGACCUGUCCAACACCAGCAGAACCACAGGAAGACUUCCCACUCCAACACCUGUCAGAAGUGUGGAGAGCGGUUCCCUACCUUCUAUCAGCUCCGUGUCCACCUGACCACCCACCGGGGAGAGAAGCCCUUCUCCUGUCCAGACUGUGGCAAACGCUUCUCAGCCCGGGGCUACAUGGAGUCACACCAGAGGGUAGGUUGGGUCCCAAAUGGCACCCUAUUCCCAUUGAGCUCUCGUCAAAAGUAGUGUACUAUAUAGAGUAGUGUACACCCUUGUUUUAUUUAUUGUUAAUAAUAAUAAUAAUAAUAAUAUGCCAUUUAGCAGACGCUUUUAUCCAAAGCGACUUACAGUCAUGCGUGCAUACAUUUUUCGUGUAUGGGUGGUCCCGGGGAUCGAACCCACUACCUUGGCGUUACAAGCGCCGUGCUCUACCAGCUGAGCUACAUUGUUAAAACAAUUCGUAUUCAGUUUAAAACCAUUUUAAAAGUACAAAGAAAUCCCAGAGGACAAUGAAAGCGUUAAAGCUGAAAUCCGUAAAGGGAGAAACAGCGCCACUGUUCACCCCAGCGCUACUGUUGUUGAGCGUCCAGCAGUGUAAAAAAAAAAAUUUGCAGUACAUAUUCUGGUGUUCUAGCGCGCAUGCAAUGAUGUCAGAGGGAAAAGAAAACUCUUCUUUGUUUUAAAGUAACUUCUUUAUUGUUGUAAAAUCCCAAACGGACGUGGCAGUUCCACCAAAUACGGAUUCCAGGUUUGACUAAAGGAUCACUUUAGUCAAACAUGAUAUUUUUUGUAUUUUCAUUCAUUAGCCAAUGGUAGUACAACCCCAAACUUGUGCAUGUCAGAAGUCAAGUUUUCAAGAUGGAGCACUUUCGGUCCAGAGCAAAAACUCUGCUGAUAGUUUUUUAAUAAACUAUCCCUUUUAAAUACACUUAUUUCCAAUGUGGUCCUGGGUGUAGGUACACAUCAAGGAGAGACCACACCCCUGCCCCGACUGUGGUAAGAGGUUCCUCUCUCUGGGAGACCUGAAGAGACACCAGCAGAGCUUCUCCGACGAGAGACCGUACGGCUGCUCCGAGUGCGGGAAGAGCUUCACCCAACCGGGGUUCCUAAGGGCACACCAGAGGACACACACCGGGGUCAAAGGUUACCCCUGCCCCUACUGUCACAAGGACUUCUUCACUGCCUCCAGUCUGAGGAGACACAGGAAGCAGGCGCAUGCGGAAGAGACCGUCACACUGCCCCCUAGUGGUGGACUCCAGCUAUCACAUGCUGGAGAGACCCUAGGUCAAGCUGAAGCUGGUGUACCAGUACUGAAGGUCAUAGUGAAGGAGGAGGAGGAGGAUCCUGCUUUUGGUGAGUCACAUGUUCUGUCACAUGUCAUAGUCAUGCCUUAUUGUGUCAGACCGGUUUAGUUUACUCACCAACUACUAAUCAAACUAGGUAAGGAGGGCUUCUCUUAUCAAAAUAAAAAUCAUUAAAGCUAGAGUCCUUAAUUAAAACAAUAACAAACCCGUCACCCCGCCUCUGUUUUGGUAAAAAUCUGAGGGACAGGGCUGGAGAAAUGGAACCACUCUCAAAUUCAUAGACCGAGCUAUGAAUGCAAGGACUGACCAUCCAUGAAAUCAAAAUGAUAGUUUUAACCAUGUUUUAAGGUUACACAGUGUUUGUUAAAAUUUACAUUGGAGUAAAACAUUUUUAUAUUUUGGGUUCUGAUGGGAUACGACAGUUGAACUAAGCUCAUGAAGCAUUUAUAAGUUAUAUUCUACAAGAAGCAAUGGGUGUACACUACUGUUCAAAAAAUGUCUAAGUGACCCCAAACCUUUUGAACGGUAGUGUAUGUCAUUAAAGGAAAAGCCUCACCGGCCAGGUUGCGUGCAUGACCGGUGCAAAAUAAAUAAAACCCAAGCUGUGGAACGUUCCUUUAAUGAUGUAUACCCAUGGAUUCAAUCAUUUCACCCACACCACUCGCGCACAUGAACAAGUGUCUGCUUUAGCCAAGCGCUAAAAUAGAACUUGGUUCUAUUUGAGACUCUCCACGCGCUGCAAGUCCCCCUCCUUAUUGGAUAGCAGGAAGAUAAAGACCCAGCUGGAUGCUUGAAAGGCAAAUGAAGGAGAGAUGAAUUAAAGAUGAACUAAAAUAGGUUUCCCUUUUUAUCCGUGGAUUAAUACGUCGGAGGAGAGAAACACACGAUUUUGUAUGACUCCGGGUCAAAAUCCCACAAAGGACCAACUAAAAAGAGGACCAUAUGCAUGUCAGGUAAAAUAACAACUCAAUGUUCAUCUCCAAGAACAAAGUAGCUAGCUAGCGAAAUGUCCAUGAAUGUUUCAUGUUUGUUACGACCUGCCCACAAUUUUAAUAUAGUUGGUUUUGAUAUUUUAACCUGCGUGUCCUGAUCGCGUCUUGUGUGGAUGGACAAAAUCAACAUGCGUGCGCCAUUGUGCGUGAUGACAUCGUCCCCACAGUGACGGUACGUACAUAUCCCAACCAGAAGCCAUGGAGAACCAGAAGCCACGUAGUCAGCAUGUUACCGCUGUACUUUGUGAAAAUAAAGUGGUAGUGAGUGAAUAUGAACUGUCUUGGCCUUACCCUAUUUUACUUUAGUAUUAGAUUAAUAUGUUUUUAAACAACACAGAUACCAUAAAAAAAUAUAUAUUACACAUUAUUACAUUUCAACCAGAGAAUCAUCAACUUGGAUAAAGCCUCUGUACUGUCCAUCAGGAGAUAGAAAUUAAUCAUCAACCUGGAUGAAACCUCUGUAGUGUACUGCCCAUCAGGAGAUAGAUAUUCAUAAUGAAUGCGCCCAACCACCAUUGCAGGUGAAACCACUCUUGUUUUUCCCCAAGUCUUACUCCAGGAAGGACCCACUCCAGGAAAAAACAGUAUGCUGAGUAGGCAGGCCAUAAAAAUGACUAAUCAGAUUUGUUGUUAGGAUAGUGUGUUCUCUAACAUUAGUAAACCCAGCUGAUAGAUGUAGCCAAUACCAAGGUAAAGUGGUCUAAGGCUACCAUGACGACGGACAUAUAAACAUCAGGAGAUUACCAUAGCACGCUUGUAGCCUAUUGAAUGCUAUAGGAGACUAGUAAAUACAGUAUAGUUGUUAUCAAUGUUAUUGUGGGAGCACAUUCAGCAGCCAAAUAUGACCAUUUUCAAGUCAGUGUUGCAAUGCUUUUCUCUACUUUACCAGCUAGGCUAUGUCAAUGCUUCCAUUUUUUUCUACUUUACCAGCUAGGCUAUGUCAAUGCUUCCACUUUUCUCUACUUUACCAGCUAGGCUAUGUCAAUGCUUCCACUUUUCUCUACUUUACCAGCUAGGCUAUGUCAAUGAUUCCACUUUUCUCUACUUUACCAGCUAAGCUAUGUCAAUGCUUCCACUUUUCUCUACUUUACCAGCUAGGCUAUGUCAAUGCUUCCACUUUUCUCUACUUUACCAGCUAGGCUAUGUCAAUGCUUCCACUUUUCUCUACUUUACCAGCUAGACUAUGUCAAUGCUUCCACUUUUCUCUACUUUACCAGCUAGGCUAUGUCAAUGCUUCCACUUUUCUCUACUUUACCAGCUAGGCUAUGUCAAUGCUUCCACUUUUCUCUACUUUACCAGCUAAGCUAUGUCAAUGCUUCCACUUUUCUCUACUUUACCACUUUUCUCUACUUUACCAGCUAAGCUAUGUCAAUGCUUCCACUUUUCUCUACUUUACCAGCUAGGCUAUGUCAAUGCUUCCCCUUUUCUCUACUUUACCAGCAAGGCUAUGUCAAUGCUUCCACUUUUCUCUACUUUACCAGCUAAGCUAUGUCAAUGCUUCCACUUUUCUCUACUUACCAGCUAGGCUAUGUCAAUGCUUCCACUUUUCUCUACUUUAACAGCUAGGCUAUGUCAAUGCUUCCACUUUUCUCUACUUUACCAGCUAAGCUAUGUCAAUGCUUCCACUUUUCUCUACUUUACCACUUUUUUCUACUUUACCAGCUAAGCUAUGUCAAUGCUUCCACUUUUCUCUACUUUUCCACUUUUCUCUACUUUACCAGCAAGGCUAUGUCAAUGCUUCCACUUUUCUCUACUUUACCAGCUAGGCUAUGUCAAUGCUUCCACUUUUCUCUACUUUACCAGCUAAGCUAUGUCAAUGCUUCCACUUUUCUCUACUUUACCAGCAAGGCUAUGUAUAUGCUUCCACUUUUCUCUACUUUACCAGCUAGGCUAUGUCCCAAAGCUUCCACUUUUCUUAAUUUACCAGCUAGGCUAUGUCAAUGCUUCCACUUUUCUCUACUUUACCAGCUAGGCUAUGUCAAUGCUUCCACUUUUCUCUACUUUACCAGCUAGGCUAUGUCAAUGCUUCCACUUUUCUCUACUUUACCAGCUAAGCUAUGUCAAUGCUUCCACUUUUCUCUACUUUACCACUUUUCUCUACUUUACCAGCUAAGCUAUGUCAAUGCUUCCACUUUUCUCUACUUUACCAGCUAGGCUAUGUCAAUGCUUCCACUUUUCUCUACUUUACCAGCAAGGCUAUGUCAAUGCUUCCACUUUUCUCUACUUUACCAGCUAAGCUAUGUAAAUGCUUCCACUUUUCUCUACUUACCAGCAAGGCUAUGUCAAUGCUUCCACUUUUCUCUACUUUAACAGCUAGGCUAUGUCAAUGCUUCCACUUUUCUCUACUUUACCAGCUAAGCUAUGUCAAUGCUUCCACUUUUCUCUACUUUACCACUUUUCUCUACUUUACCAGCUAAGCUAUGUCAAUGCUUCCACUUUUCUCUACUUUACCACUUUUUUCUACUUUACCAGCAAGGCUAUGUCAAUGCUUCCACUUUUCUCUACUUUACCAGCUAGGCUAUGUCAAUGCUUCCACUUUUCUCUACUUUACCAGCUAAGCUAUGUCAAUGCUUCCACUUUUCUCUACUUUACCAGCUAGGCUAUGUCAAUGCUUCCACUUUUUUCUACUUUACCAGCAAGGCUAUGUCAAUGCUUCCACUUUUCUCUACUUUACCAGCUAGGCUAUGUCAAUGCUUCCACUUUUCUCUACUUUACCAGCUAGGCUAUGUCAAUGCUUCCACUUUUCUCUACUUUACCAGCUAGGCUAUGUCAAUGCUUCCACUUUUUUCUACUUUACCAGCAAGGCUAUGUCAAUGCUUCCACUUUUCUCUACUUUACCAGCUAGGCUAUGUCAAUGCUUCCACUUUUCUCUACUUUACCACUUUUCUCUACUUUACCAGCUAAGCUAUGUCAAUGCUUCCACUUUUCUCUACUUUACCACUUUUUUCUACUUUACCAGCAAGGCUAUGUCAAUGCUUCCACUUUUCUCUACUUUACCAGCUAGGCUAUGUCAAUGCUUCCACUUUUCUCUACUUUACCAGCUAAGCUAUGUCAAUGCUUCCACUUUUCUCUACUUUACCAGCUAGGCUAUGUCAAUGCUUCCACUUUUUCUACUUUUACCAGCAAGGCUAUGUCAAUGCUUCCACUUUUCUCUACUUUACCAGCUAGGCUAUGUCAAUGCUUCCACUUUCUCUACUUUACCAGCUAGGCUAUGUCAAUGCUUCCACUUUUCUCUACUUUACCAGCUAGGCUAUGUCAAUGCUUCCACUUUUUCUACUUUACCAGCAAGGCUAUGUCAAUGCUUCCACUUUUCUCUACUUUACCAGCUAGGCUAUGUCAAUGCUUCCACUUUUCUCUACUUUACCAGCUAAGCUAUGUCAAUGCUUCCACUUUCUCUACUUUACCAGCUAGGCUAUGUCAAUGCUUCCACUUUUUUCUACUUUACCAGCUAGGCUAUGUCAAUGCUUCCACUUUUCUCUACUUUACCAGCUAGGCUAUGUCAAUGCUUCCACUUUUCUCUACUUUACCAGCUAAGCUAUGUCAAUGCUUCCACUUUUCUCUACUUUACCAGCUAGGCUAUGUCAAUGCUUCCACUUUUCUCUACUUUACCAGCUAGGCUAUGUCAAUGCUUCCACUUUUCUCUACUUUACCACUUUUCUCUACUUUACCAGCUAAGCUAUGUCAAUGCUUCCACUUUUCUCUACUUUACCAGCUAGGCUAUGUCAAUGCUUCCACUUUUUUCUACUUUACCAGCAAGGCUAUGUCAAUGCUUCCACUUUUCUCUACUUUACCAGCUAGGCUAUGUCAAUGCUUCCACUUUUCUCUACUUUACCAGCUAAGCUAUGUCAAUGCUUCCACUUUUCUCUACUUUACCACUUUUCUCUACUUUACCAGCUAAGCUAUGUCAAUGCUUCCACUUUUCUCUACUUUACCACUUUUUUCUACUUUACCAGCAAGGCUAUGUCAAUGCUUCCACUUUUCUCUACUUUACCAGCUAGGCUAUGUCAAUGCUUCCACUUUUCUCUACUUUACCAGCUAAGCUAUGUCAAUGCUUCCACUUUUCUCUACUUUACCAGCAAGGCUAUGUCAAUGCUUCCACUUUCUCUACUUUAACCAGCUAGGCUAUGUCAUGCUUCCACUUUCUCUACUUUACCAGCUAGGCAUGUCAAUGCUUCCACUUUCUCUACUUUACCAGCUAGGCUAUGUCAAGCUUCCACUUUCUCUACUUUACCAGCUAGGCUAUGUCAAUGCUUCCACUUUUCUCUACUUUACCAGCUAAGCUAUGUCAAUGCUUCCACUUUUCUCUACUUUACCACUUUUCUACUUACCAGCUAAGCUAUGUCAAUGCUUCCACUUUUCUCUACUUACCACUUUUCUCUACUUUACCAGCUAAGCUAUGUCAAUGCUUCCACUUUUCUCUACUUUACCACUUUUUUCUACUUUACCAGCAAGGCUAUGUCAAUGCUUCCACUUUCUCUACUUUACCAGCUAGGCUAUGUCAAUGCUUCCACUUUUCUCUACUUUACCAGCUAAGCUAUGUCAAUGCUUCCACUUUUCUCUACUUUACCAGCUAGGCUAUGUCAAUGCUUCCACUUUUUUCUACUUUACCAGCAAGGCUAUGUCAAUGCUUCCACUUUUCUCUACUUUACCAGCUAGGCUAUGUCAAUGCUUCCACUUUUCUCUACUUUACCAGCUAGGCUAUGUCAAUGCUUCCACUUUUCUCUACUUUACCAGCUAGGCUAUGUCAAUGCUUCCACUUUUUUCUACUUUACCAGCAAGGCUAUGUCAAUGCUUCCACUUUUCUCUACUUUACCAGCUAGGCUAUGUCAAUGCUUCCACUUUUCUCUACUUUACCACUUUUCUCUACUUUACCAGCUAAGCUAUGUCAAUGCUUCCACUUUUCUCUACUUUACCACUUUUUUCUACUUUACCAGCAAGGCUAUGUCAAUGCUUCCACUUUUCUCUACUUUACCAGCUAGGCUAUGUCAAUGCUUCCACUUUUCUCUACUUUACCAGCUAAGCUAUGUCAAUGCUUCCACUUUUCUCUACUUUACCAGCUAGGCUAUGUCAAUGCUUCCACUUUUUUCUACUUUACCAGCAAGGCUAUGUCAAUGCUUCCACUUUUCUCUACUUUACCCGCAGGCUAUGUCAUGUUCCACUUUUCUAUUUACAGCUAGGGUAUGUCAAUGCUUCCACUUUCUCUACUUUACCAGCUAGGCUAUGUCAAUGCUUCCACUUUUUUUUACUUUAACCCGCAGGCUAUGUCAAUGCUUCCACUUUUCUCUACUUUACCAGCUAGGCUAUGUCAAUGCUUCCACUUUUCUCUACUUUACCAGCUAGGCUAUGUCAAUGCUUCCACUUUUCUCUACUUUACCAGAGGCUAUGUCAUGCUUACUUUCUCUACUUUUCCAGCUAAGCUAUGUCAAUGCUUCCACUUUUCUCUACUUUACCAGAUAGGCUAUGUCAAUGUACUUUCUCUAUUACCACUUUUCUCUACUUUACCAGCUAAGCUAUGUCAAUGCUUCCACUUUUCUCUACUUUACCAGCUAGGCUAUGUCAAUGCUUCCACUUUUCUCAACUUUACCAGCUAGACUAUGUCAAUGCUUCCACUUUUCUCUACUUUACCAGCUAGGCUAUGUCAAUGCUUCCACUUUUCUCUACUUUACCAGCAAGGCUAUGUCAAUGCUUCCACUUUUCUCUACUUUACCAGCUAGGCUAUGUCAAUGUGCUAGCUCUGGAUGUAAAGAAACCAGGCAGAUCUCUAAGUUAAGCAACAAUAACAGAACUAAGGAUUCCCAACCGCGCUAACGUUAUAUGACUGUAUUUCAAUAUAAAAACAUUAGCUGACACAAAACACUUCCUCUGUUGUUAUCUGUCCUCUUGGCCCCGCUGGUUUAGGCUGUCUUCUCCAGUCUAUCUUCAGGAUGACAGUCUCAAGGCUGUUUAACUAGGAACGCACACACGCAUUCGGGGGUGGGAGAUCAGGAAAUCAACCUCACUCCUCCCUAAGCUCGUUGUAGUUUUCAAAAAAAGAAACGUGAUUACCCCCAAAUAUGUAAUUGAUGGUAAAAAUCCAGACAGAAAAAAUACCAAGCUUUCGAUCUACAGUCCUACAGGUUCAUAGCGUGACAUAGGACAACGAUGUUGUGUUCCUUUAAUUUUAAGUCCAAAAAUGGAUGUAGCAACUGCGGAUUCUAGCUUUAAUUACUCAUUACCCUUUGACCUUCAGGUUUCGUGGUAAGUUAGUUAGUUAUAGUUUAGUUAACCCAAACUAUUGUCCUCAUCCACACAGGAGAGAGUUCUAACAACCACCACUCUGAGUCUGAGGAGAGUCUCCCUGCAUCCGUAGAGCAAAAACAACAACAACAACAACAACAACAACAACAUAAACAGCAUCACAGCUGCCACAGAAGAGCCCACCCCUGCCCUGUGUGUGGAAAGGAGUUUCCCAUUGCAUACAAGCUACAAGUCCAUAUGAGAAUCCACACUGGAGAGAAGCCUUUCUCCUGCUCUGUGUGUGGGAAGAGCUUCGCCCAGAAGGGGAGCCUGACACUCCACCAGAUCGUCCACACAAGAGAGAAACCUUACUCCUGCCCCGACUGUGGGAACACCUUCUCCCAGAUGAUUAGGUGUGUUAUUGUUAUCAGCAUAGACCUGUGUCCUAUUAAUUAGUGCACACAUAGAAUCUAGUGCACACCAUAGCAAAACGUUUUGCAAAGGAAAAAUAAAACACUUGUUUCUUAUUGAACAAGUACAGGUAAUCUCCUCCCUGUUAAGGCCGUGGGCAUCCUUUUGGUGCCUAGUGAAUACGACCCUGGUCCGUCCCUUUAUGUAUUUAGUUAGGCAUAUGCCAUCUGCAUGCUCAUGGAGUUCAUUGGUUUGUUUUGACUGGCUGCUAUGUGGGUGUAAUAAAACUUGAACUACAUAAAACUAACUUCUAACUUAUCAGCCUGAAGAGACACCAACUUCUGCACACGGGAGAGAGACCGUACCGCUGCUCUGAGUGUGGGAGGAGCUACACCCAGCAGAGGAACCUGAGGUGUAAACUAUGCUUUUUUUAUUGAUCAAUUAUAAGGUUUACAGGAUCAUUUUUAAAGUAGUCAGAAUAGUGUUUUUUAUCUAUAUUUAUCUUAUCUUAGAACACACCAGCUGAAGCACACCGCAGAGAGACUCCACCGCUGCUCUGUGUGUGGAAAAAGCUUCUUCACGGCCUCAGGACUCAGGGAUCACCAGAGGUUAGUCUCGACUUUAAUCGAUGAUUUCACUAUUAUUUUAGCCAUCUCUUUUAUUUGAUGUUCCUUUAUUAUUCUAUUUUAUUGCCUUCUGUUGUUUUAUUGAUCUCCUAUAUUUCAUUGUUUUACUGUAAAGUGUUGCGAUUCUAAAUAGACUUUUUAAAUAAAGUUUGAUUUGAUUUAGGUCUCACACAGGAGAGAAACCGUUCCCCUGCUCCGUGUGUGGGAAGCGCUUCUCACGGCCUGGUCUCCUGAGAGAACACCAGCAGACUCACAGAGGAGAUGGUAGACAGACGGAGGGAGACAGCAGCAAGGUGGGAGACAAUUAUAGUUACGUCCCAAAUGGCAAUAGCCUGGGCCUUGGUCAACAGGAGUUCACUGUAUAGGGAAUAGGGUUCCAUUUGGGACUCAUCUUAUGAUUGACAAGUGCUUCAGGUGUUUUCAAGAUGAGACAUCAGUAUUCUGUCAUCUAGGGAACCCUCAUAGGUCGUCGGGGCCAGAAGAUUUGUUAUUCCUAUCUUUAUUUGUAAUGAUAUUUCAUUACAUUGCCAUUCUAGGACACUGGUGACCGAUCGAGCCCCAAACCCAAAGAGUCCCUGGGUGAAACUCUGGGACUGAAAAUUAUAGUUGAAGAACUGGAGAGAGAAGAGGAGGAGGAAGUUGGUGGUUUGAUCAAUUCUGACGGAGAGGAAGUUGCUCACAAUUCUCUUUCUGGUAAGGGGCAGGAUCAUGACGAUGAUGAUUUUGAUUGAGCUCUUCAUUGUUGAAGGAUGCAUCCCAAAUGGCACCCAAUUCCCUACACAGCACCUCUUUAGACCAGAGCCCUAUAAGGAAUAGGGCGCUAUUUGGGACGCAGGCUUAGUGUUAGUUAGUUGGUCAUCUAGUGUUACCAUAACGGCUAAGUAUUUGUUUAACCUGUCCUUUGCCCAGUCAAAAGUAGUGCACUAUGUAGGGAAUAGGGCGCCAUUUGGGACGCACCUCCAUGUUUAACCAUCUCCACUUUUCCACACAGGAAAAAGCCCUGUCCCAGUCUUUGUUAGCGGUGAGAUUCCCUCUACAUCAGCAGAACGUGAACAACACCACCAACAAAUCCUGGAGAAACGAUGCAGAACCAAAAAGCCUCACCUCUGCUCUGUGUGUGGAAAGGAGUUCCCUAAACCAUCGAAGCUAGUUGCACAUCUCCGCACACACAGUGGAGAGAAACCCUUCUGCUGCUCUGUGUGCGGUAGAGGCUUCUCCACAGGGGGCAUCACCCUACAGAGACACCUAUUAACACACACAGGGGAGAAACCUUACCACUGCUCUGUCUGCGGGAAAAGGUUCAUCCAGCGGGGGAAUCUGUUAAAACACCAGAAGGUGCACACUGGAGAGAAACCUUACUCCUGCUCCGUGUGUGGACGGAGUUUCCCUCGGUUUGAGCGUCUGAAGGACCACCAGCGGACGCAUACGGGAGAGAAACCUCACUCUUGCGAUGUCUGUGGGAUGAGGUUCUCCUACGCGUCCUCCCUCAAGGUCCUUAUUGUUGUUUUUAGCCAUUAUUACCCCACUUCCCUACAUUGUUUUUUAUCACUCAAAUCUAAUUUUAUUAGUCACAUAGUUUGUAAACAACAGGUGUAGGCUAACAGUGAAAUGAUUACUUACGGGCCCUUCCCAACAAUGCAGAGAGAAGGAAAAUAGAGAAAUAAUAGAAAAGGUAAUAAUAAAUACACAAUGAGUAAUGAUAACUUGGUUAUAUACACGAGGUACCAGUACCGAGUCGAUGUGCAGGGGUACAAGGUAAUUGAGGUAGAUAUGUACAUAUAACUAGGAAUAAAGUGACAGAUAAUAAAGAGUAACUAACUAUUUAUCAGUCUUAUGGCUUGGGGGUAGAAGUUGUUCACGGUCCUGUUGGUUCCAGACUUGGUGCAUCAGUACCGCUUGCCGUUCGUUAGCACAGAGAGCAGUCUAUGACUUGAGUGGCUGGAGUCUUUGACAAUUUUUAGGGCCUUCCUCUGACACCGUGUGGUAUAGAGGUCCUGGAUGGCAUUGAGCUUGGCCCCAGUGAUGUACUGGGCCGUACCCACUACCCUCUGUAGCACCUUGUGGUCGGAGGCCGAGCAGUUGCCAUACCAGGCAGUGAUGCAGCCAGUCAAGAUGCUCUCAAUGGUGCAGCUGUAUAACUUUUUGAGGAUCUGAGGGCCCAUGCCAAAUCUUUUCAGCCUUCUGAGGGGGAAGAGGCGUUGUCGUGCCCUCUUCAUGACUGUAUUGUGUGUGUGGAUCAUGAUAGAUCCUUAGUGAUGUGGACACCGAGGAACUUAAAACUCUCGACCCGGUCCACUAAAGCCCUGUCGAUGUGAAUGGGGGCAUGCUCGGCCCUCCAUUUCCUGUAUUCCACUAUCCAGCUCCUUUGUCUUGCUGACGUUGAGGGAGAGGUUGUUGGCCUGGCACCACACUGCCAUGUCUCUGACCUCCUCCCUAUAGGCUGUCUCAUCAUCGUCGGUGAUCAGGCCUACCACCGUCGUGUCGUCGGCAAACUUAAUGAUCGUGUUGGAGUCGUGCACGGCCAAGCAGUCGUGGGUGAACAGGGAAUACAGGAGGGGACUAAGCACACACCCCUGAGGGGCCCCCUUCAGGAAGUCCAGGAUCCAGUUGCAGAAGGAGGUGUUCAAUCCUAGGGUCCAUAGCUUAGUGAUGAGCUUGGAGGGCACUAUGGUAUUGAGCUGUAGUCAAUGAACAGCAUUCAAUACGUAGGUGUUCCUCUUGUCCAGAUGGGAAAGGGCAGUGUGGAGUGCAAUAGAGAUUGCAUCAGCUAUGGAUCUGUUGGGGCGGUAAUGCGAAUUGGAGUGGGUCCAGGGUGUCUAGGAUGAUGGUGUUGAUGUGAGAAUUUCACAGCUACAGAUGAGUGCUAUGGGUUUUAGUCAUUUAGGCAGGUUACCUUGGCCUUCUUGGGCACAGGGACUAUGGUGGUCAGCUUGAAACAUGUAGGUAUUACAGACUGGCUCAGAGAGAGGUUGAAAAAUGUCAGUGAAGACACUUGCCAGCUGGUCAGACCUGAGUAUGUAUCCUGGUAGUCCAUCUGGCCCUGAGGCCUUGUGAAUGUUGACCUGUUUUAAAGGUCUUACUCACAUCGGCUACAGAGAGCGUGAUCACACAGUCGUCCGGAACAGCUGAUGCUCUCAUGCAUGGUUCAGUGUUGCUUGCCUCGAAGCGAGCAUAGAAGGCAUUUAGCUCGUCUGGUAGGCUAGCGUCACUGGGCAGCUCUCGGCUCGGUUUCGCUUUGUAAUCCGUGAUAGUUUCCGAGCUGAUGUAGUAGGAUUCGAUCUUAGUCCUGUAUUGCCGCUUUGCCUGUUUGAUGGUUCACUUGAAGCUGGUGACUGAUGUGGUAAAUUCCUGAACUCCUCAAUCCUGGAACAUAUUUCAGUCUGUGGGGUAGCGAAACAGUCCUGUAGCUUCUUAGCAUCCGCUUCAUCGGACCACUUCCGUAUUGAGCGCAUCACUGGUACUUCCUUAAAAUCACCGGCCACUAGGAGCGCCGCCUCUGGAUGAGCAUUUUCUUGUUUGCUUAUGGCCCCUAUAUUGGUAAAUAAUGUGGUCUACAGCUUAUCAUGAGGUAUUCUAACUCAGGCGAGCAGAACCUUCAUAUUAGAGAUCGAGCACCAGCUGUUGUUAAGAGACACACACCUCCUCCCCCUUUCAGCUUACCCGACGCUGCCGUUCUGUCCUGCCAAUGCAUAGAAAAAACAGCUAGAUGUAUAUUAUCCAUAUCCUUGUUCAGCCACGACUCCGAGAAACAUAGGAUAUUACAGUUCUUCAGGUCCCGUUGAUAGGAUAGUCUCGAACGGAGCUCAUCCAGUUUGUUCUCCAGUGAUUGUACGUUCGCCAAUAGAACGGAGGGUAGAGGCGGGUUAUGUACUCACCGACGUAGUUCACUUGUUAUCUCCAUAUUCCCUUUUCCCUACAUUAUUUUAAUCCCUUUAAUGAUGUGAAGUGUGUUUUGACCAAUCUAAUAUGCGCUUUAAAUCAAUUCUGACUUGACAGGUCCAUCGCAGGAUGCACACCGGGGAGAGACCUUACGAGUGCUCUGUCUGUGGGGAGAACUUCAACUCAACAGCAAACCUGAGGAAACACAGACAGUCCCACACUGGAGAGGGGUCUGCUGCUGUUACUGGGGGAUUUCAGACUGCUGGAGGUGAUGCUCUGGUAAAUCAUCAGACUACACCUGUAGACUAUUCAAACCAGGUGGGGGAAUACGAUGUCACUAACAGGAUUAAUUGAUUGAUUGAGAUAGAUUUUUGGGUACAACAUUUGUACAGUUUAAAAGUACAAAGAAAUCCCUGAGGAUAAAGCAUUAAAUACACUUAUUUCCAACGUGGUCCUCAGUGUAGGAUGGAAGAAAUGUUUUAACUAAACUUGUCACUUAACUCAACGUACUGCGUGACACUUCUGCCAUUUUAGGGAACCGUUGUCAAAGAUAAAAGCUCUCCGGGUCCUGACCAAGGCUACGGUGAAGGCUGCAGUCAAACAUCUACCAAAUAUAUCGAUAGUGAAGAAGAAGAGGAGGAGGAGGAAGAAGAGAUGGAGGAGGAAGUUGGUGGUUUGAUUAAUUCCGAAGGAGAAGAAGUUAAUUGGGAUUCUCUCUUCAGUAAGUAGAAUAAUUAUUGGUGACAAAACGUACAGAAUUACAGAAGAACAAUGGCAGUACAUGGGUUGUUGAUGUAUAGGCUGAAUCCCAAAUCACACCUUACUCCCUACCUAGUACACUAGAUGGUUGUUGGUGUAUAGGCUGAAUCACACCUUACUCCCUACCUAGUACACUAGAUGGUUGUUGGUGUAGAGGCUGAAUCACACCUUACUCCCUACCUAGUACACUAGAUGGUUGUUGGUGUAGAGGCUGAAUCACACCUUACUCCCUACCUAGUACACUAGAUGGUUGUUGGUGUAUAGGCUGAAUCACACCUUACUCCCCCUACAUAGUACACUAGAUGGUUGUUGGUGUAUAGGCUGAAUCACACCUUACUCCCCCUACAUAGUACACUAGAUGGUUGUUGGUGUAUAGGCUGAAUCACACCUUACUCCCUACAUAGUACACUAGAUGGUUGUUGAUGUAUAGGCUGAAUCCCAAAUCACACCUUACUCCCUACAUAGUACACUAGAUGGUUGUUGGUGUAGAGGCUGAAUCACACCUUACUCCCUACAUAGUACACUAGAUGGUUGUUGGUGUAGAGGCUGAAUCACACCUUACUCCCUACAUAGUACACUAGAUGGUUGUUUUAUAUACAGUGCAUUCGUAAAGUAUUCAGACAGCUUGACUUUUUCCACAUUGUGUUACAUUACAGCCUUAUUCUAAAAUGGAUUAAAUAGUUUUUUUCCCCUCAUCAAUCUACACACACAAUACCCCAUAAUGACAAAGCAAAAAUAGGUUUGUAGAAGUUGUUGCUCAUUUAUUACAAAUAAAACAACUGAAAUAUUUAAUUUACAAGUAUUCAGACCCUUUUCUCAGUACUUUGUUGAAGCAACUUUGGCAGCGAUUACAGCCUCGAGUCUUCUUAGGUAUGACGCUACAAGCUUGGCACACCUGUAUUUGGGGAGUUUCUCCCAUUAUUCUCUGCAGAUCCUCUCAAGCUCUGUCAGGUUGGAUGGGGAGCGUUGCUGCACAACUAUUUUCAGGUCUCUCCAGAGAUGUUCGAUCGGGUUCAAGUCCGGGCUCUGGCUGGGCCACUCAAGGACAUUUAGAGACUUGUCCCGAAGCCACUCCUGCGUUGUCUUGGCUGUGUGCUUAGGGUCGUUGCCCUGUUGGAAGGUAAACCUUCGCCCCAGACUGAGGUCCUGAGUGCUCUGGAGCAGGUUUUCAUCAAGGAUCUCUCUGUACUUUGCUCCGUUCAUAUUUCCCUUGAUCCUGACUAGUCUCCCAGUCCCUGCCGCUGAAAAACAUCCCCACAGCAUGAUGCUGCCACCACCAUGCUUCACCAUAGGGAUGGUGCCAGGUUUCCUCCAGACGUGACGCUUGCAUUCAGGCCAAAAAGUUCAAUCUUGGUUUCAUCAGACCAGAGAAUCUUGUUUGAGGAGUGGCUUGGUGGAGUGCUGCAGAGAUGGCUGUCCUUCUGGAAAGUUCUCCCAGCUCCACAGAGGAACUCUUGAGCUCUGUCAGAGUGACCAUCGGGUUCUUGGUCACCUCCCUGACCAAGGCCCUUCUCCUCCGAUUGCUCAGUUUGGGUGAUGAGAGGUGUUGGGUUUGCGCCAGACAUAGCGUUUUCCUUGAUGGCCAAAAAGCUCAAUUUUAGUCUCAUCUGACCAGAGUACCGUCUUCCAUAUGUUUGGGGAGUCGCCCACAUAGCUUUUGGCGAACACCAAAUAUGUUUGCUUAUUUUUUUCUUUAAGCAAUGGCUUUUUUCUGGCCGCUCUUCUGUAAAGCCCAGCUCUGUGGAGUGUACGGCUUAAAGUGGUUCUAUGGACAGAUACUCCAAUUUCCUCUGUGAAGCUUUGCAGCUCCUUCAGGGUUAUCUUUGGUCUCUGUUGCCUCACUGAUUAAUGCACUCCUUGCCUGGUCCGUGAGUCUUGGCAGAUUGUGGUGCCAUAUUCUUUCCAUUUUUUAAAAUAAUGGAUUUAAUGGUGCUCCGUGGGAUGUUCAAAGUUUCUGAUAUUUUUUUAUAACCCAACCCUGAUCUGUACUUCUCCACAACUUUGUCCCUGACCUGUUUGGAGAGCUCCUUGGUCUUCAUGGUGCCGCUUGCGUGGUGGUGCCCCUUGCUUAGUGGUGUUGCAGACUCUGGGGCCUUUCAGAGCAGGUGUAUAAAUACUGAGAUCACGUGACACUUAGAUUGCACACAGGUGGACUUUAUUUAACCAAUUACGUGACUUCUGAAGGUAAUUGGUUGCACCAGAUCUUAUUUAGGAGCUUCAUAGCAAAAGGGGGUGAAUACAUAUGCACGCACCACUUUUCCGUUAUUUAUUUUUUAGAAUUUUCUGAAACAAGUAAUUUUUUUUUCCAUUUCACUUCACCAAUUCAUGUCCAUGACAUGAAAUCCAAAUAAAAAUUCAUUUAAAUUACAGGUUGUAAUGCAACAAAAUAGGAAAAAACGCCAAGGGGGAUGAAUACUUUUGCAAGGCACUGUAAGACAACCACUUAUCACAGUCAUUGUAAGUCAGCGCUAGUAUCGCCAAUUGCUGUAAUAUUGUGGAGAUGGACACUUAAAUAUGUUUGUUCUAACUCAGGAGAGAAACCGUUCAGCUGCUCUGUGUGCGGGAAGCUGUUCUCCCGGAAGGGAAAGUUGGACAGACAUGAGAGGACCCACACUGGAGAGAAACCCUACCCCUGCCCUCACCCUGACUGUGGGAUGAGCUUCUCUCAGUCUGGCAGUCUCCUGAGACACAGAAAAAGCCACGCUGGAGAUGGACUACAGGUAAGUGACGACGCCUCCAUUCUGGAAGAAGAGCCAUCGGGUCCUGGAUCUUCAGCAUUGCAGGGCCCGAAGUCGGUUUCGGAAAUGUUUGAGAACCAAGUUGAAGAUCAAGAAGAAGAUGAUUAUGAUGAGGAAGUUGGUGGUCUGAUCAAUUCAGACGGAGAAGAAAUCGGUUGGGAUCGUCAUCGUAUCAGUAAGUGAUAGAAUGUUGACAGUUAGAAUUUUGAUGAUGCUCUGUCCACAUACGGUAUAUUCUAGUCAGAUCAGAUCUUUUCAUCUGUGUUUUAUGUAUUGUAUGACAUCACAUGUUAUGUCUGUUUCUAUGUCUGUACCAUGAUGUUCAAAUAAACCUUAAAUUACAGUUGACUUUUCACUCGUUAUCUAACCCAUACUGUUUCAUCAACACAGGACAGAGUGUCAGCCAUCCCUCUACAUCAGGAGAACCUGAACAACACCAGGACAACCACAACAACACAAAGGCCAAGUCUCACCACUGCUUCAAAUGUGGGAAAGACUUUGCCAACAUCUCUAACCUACGGCGACACCAGAAGAGACACACAGGUUGUUGUCUCCACAGAGUUCCUAUUAAAUGAUGAGUUCUAAUAUGGAAUUCCACAUGACCUUUUCCCCAAUUUUACUGCGUUCUUUGAUUCCUUUUCAAUGAUUUUAAGGAGUGUUGUUGUGAACCAUGUAAAAUUCACUUUAGGUUUGUGUUCCAAAUGGCACCCUAUUACCUUUGCAGUGCACUACUUUUGACCAGACCAUAUGGGCCCUAGUGCACUACAUAGGGAAUAGGGUGCCAUUUGGGACACAGCCUAAAUACUGCAAUUCUGACUUGACAGGAGAGAGUUCCGACCACCGAUCUGACAGCGAAGCCAGGAAGUCCCACUGCUGCCCAGAAUGUGGAAGAGACUGUAAGAAGCUAUCAGCUCUACAAAAGCACAUGAAGAUCCACACGGGAGAGAAGCCGUACCCUUGCUCCGUGUGUGGGAAACAGUUCCGUGAAAGAACAGCCCUCCGCGACCACCAGAAAGUGCACACGGGAGAAAAACCUUACCCCUGCCCCGACUGUGGGAAGACGUUCGCUCACUCGGGGGCUAUGAAGAGACACCUGCUGACGCACACCGGAGAGAAACCUUAUUCCUGCUCUGUGUGUGGGAGGAGCUACACCCAGAUAGGGCGACUGAGAGAACACGAGCGAACACACAGGUUGGUUCUAUGUUAAGUUUAGCGUUCUGCUGUUUAGUCUUUGCUGGCUCCUUUUUAGUCUGCUUAUCUUGCAGUAUUAGUCAUACACAUAUUUUGGGGGCUAAAUAGCUUUUAGCCCUUUUUUAAAGCAUUUCUACAGCUGUUGCUGAUGUGCAUCAGAUCUGGGCCACAAAGCUUCUCAGAGUGGAAGUGCCGAUUAUAAUCUUAUUCAUUUUGAUCUAAAUGGCCAAACUGAUCCUAGAUCAGCACUCCUACUCUGAGAAGCGGUGUGAAUAUGGCCCAGCUCGUUGGGCAAUAAUUGGGCAAAAGAUCAGAAUUAGGCUGCCUGUGUAAACGCAACCUUUGUGAUUUCUGUGUGUAAUAAAAAGCGCUCUACACAUAGAAUGUAUUUAUUGUUAUUACAGCGAGGAGAAGCAUGACUGUUCCGUCUGCUGGAGGAGCUUCUCCAAAGCUACGGCCCUCGUCGCUCACUUCAGGUAAAGCACUUUGAGAACAACUACUGAUGUUAAAUGGGCUUUUAUUAAAUACAUUUUGAUCGACUGACUGACUGAUUCAGUCAUUCGUUGAUGUUAUUGAUUGAUUCAGGACCCACACUGGAGAGAGACCGUACAGCUGUGAGGAGUGUGGGAAGAGCUACGUACGAACCCAGAACCUCCGAGCCCAUCAGAGGAAAUGUCACAGCAGCUCACUACCAGACCCUGGGCCUGGGACAGGGGAGGACCUGGCUGCAGGGGUGAAGAGUGAAGAGGAUUCUAUUAGUAUCAGUGAUGAAGAGGAGAGGGAGGCUGCCUCUGGAGUUGAUGCUAGCAGGGAGGACCAAAACCAGGGCUAG